This is a messenger RNA of Rhododendron vialii, 2151 nucleotides long. Its product is annotated as polypyrimidine tract-binding protein homolog 1-like. The record is from RefSeq and is a predicted model, not a curated record. Gene Ontology annotation, biological process: regulation of RNA splicing. Lineage: Eukaryota; Viridiplantae; Streptophyta; Magnoliopsida; Ericales; Ericaceae. The coding region runs from base 548 to 1879 and encodes 443 amino acids. Gene Ontology annotation, cellular component: nucleus. The transcript has 11 exons. Gene Ontology annotation, molecular function: mRNA binding.
GUAUUUGUCUGAUUGUGAUCUCAUUCCAGGUUUUCUCCACGAUCGAAAACAUUCAUCUCCGAGAGCUUGUCAAGAAGACGAACUAUGUCAAAAUUCACAUGAAUCGAGUACUGAUCGAUGCAUAAUCGGAGAUGAUCGGAUUGAAUUUUUUAUUACGAAAAUAGAUUUGGCCCCACUGUAUAAUGACCCACCAUAGCAACUCACGGAAAUUAGGUCGUUCAUAGGACAGUACAACACUAUCACCCUCCCCGAGAUCACCCAACCACCUCUCUCCCCGCCACCGCUACCACCUCCUCCGCCCCUUUUCCCAACCCAGACAGAGCCCCUUAGAAAUUCUUCCAUUUUCCAACCGCAAAACCGGAUCGAUUCGGUCCUGAAUUAUAACCCUAACGAAUCGGGCCGAUGUCAACGUCGGGGCAGCCUCAGUUCCGGUACACGCAGACGCCGUCGAAGGUCCUCCACCUGCGCAACCUGCCCUGGGAGUGCACCGAAGAGGAGCUCGUCGAGGUCUGCAAGCCCUUUGGAAAGAUCGUCAACACCAAGUCUAAUGUCGGUGCCAAUCGCAACCAGGCAUUUGUUGAAUUCGUUCGAUACCGCCUAUAUAGCUUCAUAUACAAUGUUGGGGACGUGGCUAGUUAACAUGGUAUCAGAGCUCUGGUUGAGAGAGGUAGAUCUAAAUCAGGCCAUUAACAUGGUUACAUACUAUGCUUCGUCUUCAGAGCCAGCACAGGUCCGUGGGAAACAUGUGUACAUUCAAUAUUCUAAUAGACAUGAAAUUGUCAACAACGCCAAAGGUCCAGGAGAUGUUCCGGGAAAUGUAUUGCUGGUAACCAUCGAGGGAGUUGAAGCUGGUGAUGUCAGUAUUGAUGUUAUUCACUUGGUAUUCUCAGCUUUCGGCUUUGUGCACAAGAUUGCUACUUUUGAGAAGGCUGCAGGUUUUCAGGCAUUGAUCCAAUUCAGCGACAUUGAUACUGCUGCUUCAGCUAGAGAAGCAUUGGAUGGGAGAAGCAUACCUAGGUACUUGCUGCCGGACCAUGUUAGUUCAUGCCACUUGCGGAUCUCAUAUUCUGCACAUACAGACCUGAAUAUUAAGUUCCAAUCCCAUCGGAGCAGGGACUAUACAAACCCAUAUCUUCCUGUUAAUUCUACUGCUAUUGAGGGUUUUGUUCAGCCUGCGGUAGGCCCUGAUGGAAAGAUAAAAGAACCUGAGAGUAAUGUGCUUCUUGCAUCAAUUGGAAAUAUGCAGUAUGCUGUAACUGUGGACGUUCUUCACACGGUGUUUGCUACAUUUGGCACAGUUCAGAAAAUUGCUAUAUUUGAAAAGAAUGGCGGAACACAAGCGUUGAUUCAGUAUCCUGAUGUCUCAACCGCAGCAGUUGCCAAAGAAGCUUUGGAGGGACACUGCAUAUAUGAUGGUGGCAGUUGUAAGCUUCAUCUAUCAUACUCUCGUCAUACUGAUCUCAAUGUAAAGGCAUACUGUGACAAGAGCAGAGAUUACACUGUUCCAGAAUCAAGCCUCUCCAAUGGUUGGCAGAAUCCUCAGGUCUCUCCAAUGUUUUCUGGGAAUCAAUUUUCUGGUGGUGGUAUUGCAUCGGCUGCUCAACCUCCCAUGGGACAAGGUCCCUCCUGGGACCCAAAUAUUCAGGCAGGAAGACCAACCUUUGUGUCAGCUCCAGGCACAUUUCCUGGCCAAACAUAUGCACCAUCCUCUGUACCAGCAUAUGCCUCUGCAUCAGCUCCUCCUGGUUCCUCACCCACUAUGCAAACAGGCCAAAUCGGUCCCAUUGUGGGUCCCCGAGGAGUAUCGCAGCCUUCGCAUCAGCCCAACGCAGGACCCGGCGGCACUUCACGUCCAGGCCAGCCUUCUUACUAUGGUUAGUAAGUUGUACAAUCAGUUCUCCAUUGGAGAGUGUCCAUCGUAGCUUUAGUUUUCCCCCUCGACUCUUUCUUUUUCGGAAUUCAUGAAAAUUCCCCUGUGCCUGUGUUUAAGCAUCACUCUUGCUUUACUUUUUGAUAGUGUGAUGCCAACUUGUAUUCUUUUCGUCAAGCUCUGAAUGUGGCAGUAAAUUUUCAUAUUCUGACUUUCUCUUCACAUCUUCUUGUGAUUAAUUGAACUGGCUUAAGAGAGUUCCCAAGUUCUAUUUCAUCAAA